Esox lucius (northern pike) is the source of this 3187-nucleotide messenger RNA. Gene Ontology annotation, molecular function: flavin adenine dinucleotide binding; N,N-dimethylaniline monooxygenase activity; NADP binding. The transcript has 11 exons. The record is from RefSeq and is a predicted model, not a curated record. The coding region runs from base 557 to 2239 and encodes 560 amino acids. NCBI's taxonomy places the organism in Eukaryota, Metazoa, Chordata, Actinopteri, Esociformes, Esocidae.
CCAAUAGUAACAGUCUUCAGAUAUAUUAAGUUGUAGGCUGGCAACAGCCCUCAGGCUAUGAUGUCUGUAAAAGAUGAACUCAUUUUGACACUCCCCUAGCCUGCUUUUGAUUUACUUCCUGAUUCGUGUGCUUGCCUUACUUUGAUGUCGUGCUCUGAGCAUACGUAAGUAGGACAGGGUUCUCAGAUCAGGGAGAAAAGUCUUCCAAGAAUGCAUCCCAAAACCUAACAUGAGGAAAAGUGGGACAGCACAGGACCAAAACAAAGUGCAUUUGACAGAGUUCCAGCAGACAGGAAACAAAGUCCACUUGAAAGGCAGUGUGAAUGUCUGACUGGCUGAGGGGUUACACAACAACCUGGUUUAUGGGAGUUUAAAGUUUUUUCCCACCACGGAGAGCAGGCACAAAAGCAGGGAGUGUUGUUCACCAGCUGGCUCUUCUCUGUGGAUUCCAGCCUGGGGAAGUAGGUCAAAAUCAGCUAACAACCAGGGAAAACACAGGCAAGACAGGUUUCUCAAACCCAUCCCAUGACCAUAGACUGAAGGACGGACUGACGGUAUGUCUCGACGGGUGUGUGUGAUCGGAGCGGGUGCUUCAGGUCUGACCACCAUCAAGGGCUGCCUGGAGGAAGGCCUGGAACCCACCUGCUUCGAGAGCAGUGAUGACAUCGGGGGACUGUGGAGGUUCAAGGAAACCCCCGAGCCAGGGCGCGCUAGUAUCUACCGCUCUCUGGUGGUGAACACCUCUAAGGAGAUGAUGUGUUUCAGUGACUUCCCCAUGCCUCCUGAAUACCCCAACUACAUGACACACUCCCAGCUGCUGCAGUACUUCAGGCUCUACGCUCAACACUUUGACCUCCUCAGACACAUCAUCUUCCGGACCAGCGUGCAGAGUGUAAGGCAGCAACCAGACUUCAGUCAUUCAGGCCAGUGGGAGGUGGUGACAAAGCACAGGGACGGGAGGGAGGAUACACACAUCUUUGAUGGUGUCCUGGUGUGUUCGGGACACUUCACACACCCAUUCCUACCGCUAGCACAGUUCCCAGGCCAUGAGUCAUUCCCUGGUCGCUGCCUACACAGCUGGGAGUAUAAGGAUGCCGAAGCAUUCAGAGGGAAGAGGGUGGUGGUGAUUGGGAUUGGGAAUUCUGGAGGGGACAUCGCCGUGGAGAUCAGCAGGGCUGCAGAGAAGACCUUCCUGAGUACCCGCGAGGGGUCGUGGGUGGCAGCACGUAUGUCCAGUAAUGGUCUGCCUCUAGAUAUGAAGGUCCUCACACGGUUUGUUGCUGUGCUGCCCAGAUGGCUGCUCAACUGGCUUGCCCAUAGAACCCUCAACAAACGAUUCGACCACCGUCUGUAUGGCCUACAACCCUCUGACAGAUCAAUGGAUCAGAGGCUACUAAUAAACGAUGACCUUCCGGGCCGUAUUCUGCAGGGGGGAAUUGUAAUGAAGCCAAACCUAACAGAGUUCAAGGGGUCAGGGCUGCAGUUUCAGGAUGGCACCAUAGAGGAGGAUAUUGACGCAGUGAUCUUCUGUACUGGAUACAGAAGCAAUUUCCCCUUUCUGCCCCAGUCCUUGUGGUCAGGCCCAGAGGGGGAGCUCACACUGUACAGACGGGUGUUUCCUCCAUCCCUAGAAUGCCCCACGCUGGCCGUCAUUGGAAUGUUCCAGUCUAAAGGGCCCAUAUUUCCCGGAAUGGAGAUGCAGGUCCGCUGGGCUGCAAGAGUCAUGGCAGGGCUGAACCAGCUUCCACCACCAGAGAAGAUGCUGUCCAUCAUUGAGAUGGAGAGAAAGAGAAACAUGAAGAGAUACCAGUGUCCUAUACAGGCAGCUUUAAAAGUCGAUUGGAUCCCCUAUCUUGACUCCAUGGCAAAGGAGAUAGGUGUUCGUCCCAAUCUCGCGUGGCUGCUGUUAACGGAGCCUGGUUUGGGUCUCCGUGUGCUGUUUGGGCCCUGCACUCCAUACCAGUACCGCCUGAGAGGGCCAGGACAGUGGGACGGGGCCCGACAGGCCAUCCUCACCCAGUGGGAGCGCGUGGCCCAGCCCUUCAAGACCAGGUUGGUGCCGGAGCCAGACCCAGACAGACCGUGGGCCCUUCUGUCGCCCUGGCUGAUCACUCUGGGUGGGGCGGCUGUGCUGCUAGUUGUGGUCCUCUCCCAGUGCCAGCUGAACUGCUCUCUUCAUGACACUCUACAGCAGGGUUUUCCAACCUUUCUGGGCAUGAAAGCUACAUGCAAAAAGUAAAACAAGCUGCUUCUUUUAAUAGUGUUUUUUGCUUUCAAUCAGACACAGUCUUCUCGUCUACCCUGCAAUGUUCCCAUUUGUCCUUUUGCAUAUAAGAGAAAGUACUGCGCUAUGUUUUCUUUAAAUAUACAUGGUAAAGGAUUUAAUAUACAACUUUACGGGGGCCCUCUAAAAUAAUUUUUUGUAUCCAUACAUUUUCUGUUUGUAUGUUUCCUUGUUUAGCAUUUUAGUUAAAAAAGAUUAUUCAACCAAAAUAAUCUUUUGUUCUGAAUUAAUUUCAAUAAAUAUAAAUGCAUCAGAAGACAGGUAGAAAACUGUUAAAAUGUGUUUUGGAAUGUAAUUUAUCUUUAAUAGCACAUUUGGCCCUUUAUUUGUGAUUCUUGCAAACGGGGUAUGUUCCAGUCUUGAAGUGAAUCUGUAGUCUACUGCUCUAUGUAAUUAUUUGGUUUCAGUAAGAACAAACCAAAGUUAUUAGAAUUGCACACAAAAAUAUUGAUACUGAAAGCAAAACAUAGAACCAAAAAGUGUUUUGACAUAUAAAACCAUUUAAUAUAGCAAAAUAAAUGUUUUGAAAAGCAAGAAACAAAUAGAUAAAAUAUCACUGAAUUAUCAAUUAAAAUUAUUCCUUGACAAAAACGUUUCAUUUUGUUUUGCACAAAACAUUUCAUUUGCAAUAUUAUUUGGUUGAUGUUUUGCUUUCAAUGUCAAUAUCUUUGUUUGAAAUACUAAUAAUUAUGUUUCUUAUUACAACAAAAGUAAUGUACAAAAGGUCCAUACUACUGCUGCUUUUCAUAAAAUGUCUGUAAAAAUGAUGUUGCUCUUGUUAUAGCUACUUCUGCCAGCUAAGAUUGCAGUGUGUGAUACUUGAGACAUAUGAUGACCAAUGGAAUUUCCAUGUUCAACUUUGAGCAAGCAGAACAUUAUUGUUGCAUUGAAUAAAUGAUUUGA